Messenger RNA from Spathaspora passalidarum NRRL Y-27907, 3390 nucleotides. RefSeq lists its product as uncharacterized. Lineage: Eukaryota; Fungi; Ascomycota; Pichiomycetes; Serinales; Debaryomycetaceae. The record is from RefSeq and is a predicted model, not a curated record. The transcript has a single exon. The coding region runs from base 1 to 3390 and encodes 1129 amino acids.
AUGUCGAAAUAUGCCCCUGAAACAAAUAAUCGAUCAUUACCCCAAUCCCCUUCCUCGUCGGGAUUAGCGGCUGCCACCGCAGCUUUGCGAAUGCACAGUCUGCCUGUGUCUUCUUCCCCAGUCAAACAACCACCUGUUCAACGACAUCCAGCGGCGGCACCAAGAAGUAAUUCCUUGUCCAAUAGAAGCAACUCCCUUCGUCAAUAUACUUAUCAUCCUAAAGCAUCGUAUGCCGUGGGACAACCAUCAAUACCUAACCCGAGAAGGUACAGCAGUUUGACCAAUAAAGUAAAUUCCACUUAUGCCCAAUUCGCCCCUCCAGAGGAUGAUGAAGACAUGGAAGAAACAGUAGUCACCACAACAACCACCAAAGUCGUUGAUUCUCACGGACGCACCCAGUCAAUAACAACAAAGACAGUAACCACCCUUCCGGAUGGAUCCAACAUCAUAGAAACAACAACCAAGAAUAUUCUGAGGACAAGUUCCCGAGCCAAUUCCUUGAAUUCUGGAGCCAACCUCCGAGUCAAUUCCCUAACCCAUUCCAAUAAUCUCGAGAAGAUUGACGAACAAUUACAGAACUUCGAGUAUGACUACCAGGUCGACUCAAGCCAUUUGGACUCGCCUGAUACGAUGUUGAAAUUGAACCUUCCUGAUAACGCCAAUCAAUCUACUCCCAAGGAAAUCUUGCCUGUCCAUUCAGAUGAACCUAAGCCAAUUGCAAAGACGGACUCAGUCGAGAAACCCAGAUCUAUAUUAAAGAACUCGCAACGACCUCCGAUGGAAGAACCAUACGACCAGCCACUAAAUGACGUUUCGCCAGCAUCACCAAGAAGUCUAUCCACCCCACCCAACUCAAUCACAUUCAAUGAAAAAGUCAAGACCAUCCCUGUUUACACUGAGCAUAAAACUCUCAGAAAAGCAUCUAAACCACGACCCCAAUCCCACGUACCUCCUCCAUCAUCGCCAAAAACUCCAGUUCCCGAUGCCGAUUUCUACGCGGCAGCCAUGCAAGCAGCAUAUAAGAAAGUAUAUGGGGACAGAGUGCCAGAUGCGCCUGUUGCAACCGCAGCUCCUCUUACUCCUCCUCCACCUGCAGUUCCUGCUGCUGCUGUUGAUGAAGUCGAGCCUGCAUCACCCAAGAAAUCCAAGUUUGGAUUCCUUCCAUUGAGUCCGAGAAGAAUGUCCAUUCUGAAGGAAAAACCAAAUAUCCCGGUUCCAACCACAAUAAUUCCUGAUCAUAAACACGAAGGUGAAAUUCCCGACGAUUACAAAUACCAAGGACAUCAUCGACAAUUUGCAACUCAUUCGAUGAGGGAUAAUAUUGCCAAGAAGGAUACCUCGCGAAAAGAACGACUUAAAGAGGAAAAGAGACAAGCUAAGGAAGAAGCCGAUAGACAGAAGCGGGAAGCUAAAGAGAGGGCCGCCCAGGAGAAGAAAGAGGCUAAAGAACGAGCUAUUCUUGAAAAGAAAUUAAAGAAGGAGCAGGAAGAGGAGAAUAAGAGAUUAGCCAAGGAGAAAGCCGAAGAAGAGAAACAGUUGGCCAAGGAAAAGGCCGAGGAAGAGAAACGAUUAGCAGAAGAAGAAAAGAUACUAGCUAAAGAAAGAGCCGAAGAGGAGAAGCGAUUGGCUAAGGAGAAAGCAGAAGAGGAGAAGCGAUUGGCUAAGGAGAAAGCUGAAGAGGAGAAACGACUGGCUGAAGAAGAAAGGAGAAUAGCUAAAGAAAGAGCUGAAGAGGAGAAGCGAUUGGCCAACGAAAAGGCCGUGGAAGCAAAGAGACUAGCUAAACAACAGGAAGAAGAAGAGAGACGGAUUGUUAAGGAAAAGGAACUUGAACAGAAACGGAUUGCUGAAGAGAAGGAGCUUGAAGAAAGACGAUUAGCACAGGAGAAAGAGCUUGAAGAAAGACGAUUGGCUGAGAAAGAAAUUGAAGAAAGACGAUUAGCGAAGGAGAAGGAAGAGGAAGAAAUUCGGAUAGCCAAACAGAGAGAACACGAAGAACAGAAAAUGGCAGAAGAACAGAAAAUGGCAGAAGAACAGAAACAAUUAGCGAUCGAGAAGGAACGUGAGCAAAUCCGAUUGGCGAAGGAAAAGCAAGCGGAAGAAAAAAGGUUGACAAGGGAACAAGCCGAGGAAGAAUCCCGGUUGGCAAGGGAACAGUCCGAAGAGCGGAAACAAUUAGCCGAGCAACGGAGCUUAGCUCAGGAGGUGAAAGAAGAUGAAGAAAACAAGAUUGCUCAGGCUGAAGAACCACGUUUAUCUGACCAGGAUAUAGAAGAAGAAAUGCCUCGCGCUCAGGAGAAGACAGAUGCAGAGAAGCACUUAGCUGCAGAGAAUACCCCGGGAGAGCAACCAAGAGCCACGGAAAUUUUGCCUGACAAAACUGUUUCACGGGAGAAUUCAACCAAGGAGCUGGUUGGAAAUUCGCGUACUGAAACUCAUAACCAAACAUCACAACCAACAACGCCAAAAAAGCGUGGAUCAAAGAUUUUUAACAUAUUUGGAAGACACAAGAAAUCUGCCAGCACUGCAAGUUCCCAUUUCUCUCACCGUACUAUCCUGAAUCCUAACAAUAUGGAAAGCGAAACCAUCAAACUAACCGAAGAAGCAUCCUCUAUUCAAAAGUAUGAAUCGAAGGAUGCAACACGAGCCAACCACGAAGUCCAAUCCAAUAGAGAUACAGUAGACAAUCCUACUAUCAAGUCAGACAAUCAUGAAUACGUCUCUGGUGUUUCUAGUUUUGCUGAAUUUGUCGAUGUUCACAUCACCAAUGACCAUGACGAUGCUUCUUCUAUAGCUGAAUCCCCUGCUGUGAUGGAUGAAGUUAAACGUCAAUCUACAAUUGAUGAUGUUAUUGCUCCUGAACAAAGCGAAUUAGAAGCUCCCAAGCUUGACCCUGCAAAGACUCACGAUACUGUUUCGUCAACUCAAGAAACUUCGCGACCUUUCUUAACUCCGGCUGGCACUUUGGAUGACGUGAAGCUCCAACCUACCAAUGAAUCCCAAGUGGAAAACGCAAUUGAACAUGAAGACAUUGGUACCUUGACCAAGGAAACCACCGAUGAAGACGUUGGUGGCGUCAGCUCUCCUCAACUAACCGAAGUUGAACCUCCACUCGAGAAGACAACUCCGCAAGUAACUGCACAACCUCAGCAAUCUUCUCUCACCGAUCUUCAACCACCAGCAGAGCCAAAGCUUAAGAAUGAAGCUCCAAUUGCUAGUGCCGAUGACAAUUCCACACCUGUUAGCGAGCAAGAAUCAACUCAAGGAACCCAUUCCACCAAUGCUACUGACCAUCAGGAUCUCGAUGACACUGAGGUUACCACCAAGAAGAAGAAGCCAAUUGGAAAGUUCAGACGCACAGUUUACAAGUACUUUGUCAACAAGUAUUAA